AUGCUGCUGCUGCGGCUCCAGCGGCCCCUGCAGCAGCAGCAGCAGCAGCAGCAGCAGCGGCUGCUGCUGCAGCUUAGCUCAUGGAGGUGUCGAAGCACUGUAGCCUUCCCUAGCUAUGCUGGUGUACCCCAGCAACAGCAACAGCAGCAGCAACGGCAGCAACAGCAGCAGCAGCAGCAGCAGCAACGACAGCAGCAGCAACAGCAGCAACAGCACAACGAGGGAGAGAAGAGUACGCCAAAGCGCCUUCAACAGCAGCAAACACACCAGCAUCAACUGUCUACCAGCAACAGCAACAGCAGCAGCAACGGCAGCAACAGCAGCAGCAGCAGCAGCAGCAACGACAGCAGCAACAACAGCAGCAGCAGCACAACGAGGGAGAGAAGAUACGACCCCCAGGGCCCCACCCCGCAGCUGCUGCCGCACAACUACCUGCAGUCUAUGCAGCAGAGGCUGCAGCAGACUGUGCAGCGUUUUGUCUUUUCGAGUGCUGCCUCAUUGAUUGUGCUGCUGCGGGUGCUGCAGCAGAAACAGUCUAUGCAGCAGAGGCUGCAGCAGACUGUGCAGCGUUUUGUCUUUUCGAGUGCUGUGAGGAUCCGCAGCAUCCUUCGCAGCAGCAGCAGCAGCAGCAGCAGCAGCAGCAGGUUUGGUGGCUGGUGCAAUUCGGGCCUCAUUGAUUGUGCUGCUGCGGGUGCUGCAGCAGAAACACAGCAGCAGCAGCAGCAGCAGCAGCAGCAGCAGCUCGAGUUGCUGCAGCAGGCCAUCCCCCGUGUGUUGCUGCUGCAUCCACAGUACGACCCCCAGGGCCCCACCCCGCAGCUGCUGCCGCACGACUACCUGCAGCAGCAGCAGCAGCAGCAGCAGCAACAGCAGCAGGCAGCAGCAGCAGCUGGAGACAGAAGGGCCCAACGGCGGCAGCAGCAGAGACUGCAGCAGAAGCAGCAGCAGCAGCAGCAGCGGAAAAGUUCAUCUAAUCCCCCCUUUAGCCCGCAGCUAAACGUGUCUCCUGCUGCAUCUGCUGCUGCACUGGAGACAGAAGGGCCCAACGGCGGCAGCAGCAGAGACUGCAGCAGAAGCAGCAGCAGCAGCAGCAGCAGCAGCGGAAAAGUUCAUCUAAUCCCCCCUUUAGCCCGCAGCUAA
Molecule: messenger RNA, 1140 nt
Organism: Eimeria mitis
Lineage: Eukaryota; Apicomplexa; Conoidasida; Eucoccidiorida; Eimeriidae
Exons: 7
Coding region: 1-1140 (379 amino acids)
Source: RefSeq, a predicted model, not a curated record